Molecule: messenger RNA, 1427 nt
Organism: Hyaloscypha bicolor E
Lineage: Eukaryota; Fungi; Ascomycota; Leotiomycetes; Helotiales; Hyaloscyphaceae
Product: o-methyltransferas-like protein
Exons: 5
Coding region: 116-1354 (412 amino acids)
Molecular function (GO): O-methyltransferase activity
Source: RefSeq, a predicted model, not a curated record
AGAUUUCCGACUGCGAUUCUGCGAAUCAGAUUGAUCUGCAGUUGAUGCAACAUAUUCAGGGACUUAUUUCCUUGGUGAAUAACGAGUUGCAUGCCUGGUAUCCCAAAUACAAAGCAUGGACAAAGAAGCAGCAGCUCAGCAGAUAGCUGCCAUCACCAAAUCUCUCGAAGAUGCUCAGAAAGACCUAAGGCUUUACGCCUCAGCGAUCGAGAAUGGUAGUGGCACGGAUCUCGAAUCUAUCGGGAAGGUCAGCAGCACGCAUACGAAUUUAAUCGCGAGUGUUCGAAAUCUGAAUCGGAGCGCGCGGGGGCCGGUUGAUAUGGUUUUUGCGCAGAUUGAAGCUGUAGCAUACACAGGUGCAGUUCGAGCGCUGGUAGAGAUGGGGAUCUUCGAAGCACUGCCGCUUGAUGGGUCAUCAUUAUCUGCUGAUGUGUUGGCUGAGAAGUUGGAUGUCGAGAAGGAUCUGCUUGUUCGAUUAAUGCGAGUUGCCAUUCCUGAGCUAUUUGCGGAGCCCAAACCACAUGAAUAUGCCCAUACCCCGUACUCGAUGGUGUACCUGCAUCCUGGAAUUCGAGGGGCAUUCAAACUGAUGCUCGGCGAAUACACGCCCGUGUUCAACCAGCUCUCAGAAUUCUUCAAAUCUAACGGCUGGAAGUCCCCUCAAGAUGAACACAACAACCCCUACACAUUCACCCACCGCACCAAUGGUCUCACGAUGUGGGAGCACGUAAAGCUAGACCCAGUAUAUUUCGCUGAUUGGAACGCCGCAAUGAACGCGCAGGGCCUCGCGACUUCGUUCGCCAUUUCCAUCUUUCCGUUCCACUCUGAACUUUCUAAAUUAGAAACUACUGAGGCGAGCAUGCUAGUCGUUGAUGUAGGCGGGGGAUUGGGCCAUGCUACGAUGCAGAUCAAGGGCUUGAUUGGUGACGUUAAAGGAAAGGUAAUUCUGCAGGACAGGCCAGAAGUGCUGGAUGAUAUCAAGGAAGAUCUUGGGGCGGGCAUUGAGAAGAUGGGGCAUGAUUUCUUUACGCCGAAUCCGGUGAAAGGGGCCUCAAUAUACUACAUCCGCCGCUGCCUCCAUGACUGGAACGACGCCAAGUGCAUCGAGAUCUUGAAAAACAUCUCUUGCUCAAUGACAGAGAAAUCGAGGCUCUUGAUUGCGGAGAUUGCGCUCCCGACCACCGGGGUCGAUGUUGAGGGCGCGUGGAUGGAUCUCACGAUGAUGUCUUUCACGGGGAGGGAGAGGACGGAGGAGCAGUGGGCCGGAUUACUGACUGCGGCUGGAUUGAGACUUGAGAAGACGCAUGGGUUAGCGGGGACACAUUAUGGUGUUGUUGAGGCGUAUCUGAAGUGAGAAGUAGUAGACCACAGAAAGACCAAAUUCCAAUCUGAUUUUUCGGCGACUGACCGAAUUUUUUUUUAAAUCA